Messenger RNA from Adineta steineri, 303 nucleotides. NCBI's taxonomy places the organism in Eukaryota, Metazoa, Rotifera, Eurotatoria, Adinetida, Adinetidae. The record is from the annotation of a GenBank genome assembly.
AUGAAUCCACUACAUAUGCAUGAUAUUAUUGAUACUGUGAAAGAUGCUUUACUCCUUCCAUUAGGAAUCGAAGGUCAUUCUUUAGGAUCUGAUCCAAUAACACAUAAAAAAAUGAGAGCUGAACAAGCAAGUAGCACAUCUAAUAAUGCAUCAUCAAAUCAAUCUACAUCUACUGCGUCAUCAAAUCAAUCCACAGCUACUGCAUCAUCAAAUCAAUCCACAUCAUCAACUAGUGCACAAACAGAUACACCUGAUGAUAAAUCCGAACAACAUUCUACCGAACCAAUAAAAACAGAAAAAUGA